AUGUCUUUCCUGCUGGAGGUCAACCUUGCACUUGCCGUACACGAAGAACAGGCGUCUACAGGUGCAAGCAAUGAGGAAAUCAUCCGUGCUUCAGUGAACGCACUGCGAUCUAUCCAGCAGCGCUUCCAGAAUGGCAACCAGGAUCUCCCUCGAGCCACCCGUAGCCUUGAGCGAAGCUUCACUCUGGCUAUUCUCAGAGAACAGAGCACUCGGAACUUCAAUCUCGACAUGCUCAUCAGCCGCACAAGAAUGGCUUGGGCCCGUGUCGCUGAUCGCCUCGAGCAUGGUCAAACUCCCUUUCCAGAGCCCUACCAUGUCACCUCCCAAGAUGAGGACGACUCUAUUGAGGAGCAACUCCGUCGAAUGGGACUCGAUCCUAACAGCUUCGACCUUACUGGCUUUGGCUAUAGCUACACCAACAACAACAUUGGCUCUGCCCAGCCUCAGGCUGAUUUGGGCACUCCCAUCGGACCAGGUGGAAUCGGUCCCACCCAGGCUGUCAUCCUUGCAACUGCCGCUGUUUCUGCGGCCACUAGCACCCAAGCUAGCAAUGCUGCUGCAUCUGGAAGGCGCCGGGACCGAAAGCGAGGUCCAAACAUGUACGGCUGCGAUAUAUGCAACCAAGCAAAGAUGUACACGUCCGCGUGUACUCUCUACAGGCACAAGAAGAAGAAGCAUGGAAUUCCGACCCUCGGCGAUGUCCGUAAGGAGAGACAGCGUGCCAUGCAGGCAAUUCAAGCUGCUCAAGCUGCUCAAGCUGCUCCAGACGCUGCCAAUGGAUCCGAUGAAGCUCAAGAACCUGGAGAUGAGAAUGAGGAAGAGGAUGAGGAUGAGGAUGAGAAUAUGCCGGAUGCGCAGUCCGACAAUGGAGAGGCCAAUGAGGAUUAG
This is a messenger RNA of Colletotrichum orchidophilum, 888 nucleotides long. RefSeq lists its product as uncharacterized. The transcript is spliced from 2 exons. Bases 1 to 888 code for a protein of 295 amino acids. The record is from RefSeq and is a predicted model, not a curated record. NCBI's taxonomy places the organism in Eukaryota, Fungi, Ascomycota, Sordariomycetes, Glomerellales, Glomerellaceae.